AUGGCGGCGGCGCUGAGCCUGGGCUCCCUUAUGGGGAGGGCGGUUAGCCGCCAACUUCUGCCUAUUCCUCCUGCCAGUGCAGUUGCGGUGAGGUUCGCAUCAAAGAAGAGCGGAGGCAGCUCAAAAAAUCUUGGGGGGAAAAGUCCUGGGAAACGUUAUGGCUUUAAAAAAACAGAAGGCACGUUUGUUCACGCAGGCAACAUAUUGGCAACCCAGCGAGUGUUACGUUGGCACCCAGGAGCUCAUGUGGGGAUGGGCCGCAACAAGUGGCUGUAUGCGCUAGAAGAUGGUAUUGUGCGCUUCACCAAGGAAGUCUAUGUGCCGCGUCCCCGAAGCAAGGAGAGCCGGGAGAUAAUCCCUCAAUUACCCAAAGGAGCAGUGCUGUACAAAACCUUUAUUAACGUGGUCCCCACUGUUGAGGUGGGGAGCUUCAAGUUGGUCAACAUGCUGUGAGGC
This is a messenger RNA of Euleptes europaea (tarantolino), 456 nucleotides long. RefSeq names its product mitochondrial ribosomal protein L27 (gene MRPL27). Gene Ontology annotation, molecular function: structural constituent of ribosome. The transcript has 4 exons. Gene Ontology annotation, cellular component: ribosome; mitochondrial large ribosomal subunit. Bases 1 to 453 code for a protein of 150 amino acids. Lineage: Eukaryota; Metazoa; Chordata; Lepidosauria; Squamata; Sphaerodactylidae. The record is from RefSeq and is a predicted model, not a curated record. Gene Ontology annotation, biological process: translation.